Messenger RNA from Zymoseptoria tritici IPO323, 2436 nucleotides. RefSeq lists its product as uncharacterized. NCBI's taxonomy places the organism in Eukaryota, Fungi, Ascomycota, Dothideomycetes, Mycosphaerellales, Mycosphaerellaceae. Bases 1 to 2436 code for a protein of 811 amino acids. Gene Ontology annotation, biological process: protein phosphorylation; chromosome segregation. The record is from RefSeq and is a predicted model, not a curated record. Gene Ontology annotation, molecular function: ATP binding; protein kinase activity. The transcript is spliced from 3 exons. Gene Ontology annotation, cellular component: centrosome; cytoplasm; nucleus.
AUGGACAAAGCGCUCAAAUGGUCUUCUCGCCAAUACCGCAGAAUUGUUCCCGAUCCACAGCCUCAAAGCUACAAUGGUGCUGGCGCAACCACAAAUUCGAAGAAGCCAAGCAGCUUUCGCGCAAGAGACGGUCACGAUCCUCGAGAAGAAGAGGAGGACGAGGUUGACAGUGGGAACGAAGAAGCCACGAGUGAGCAGCAAGUUCGUCCAGACGAGCAACGCUCGGCAAGCAUCCAGGCUCUUCGAAAUGUCGGAGAAGAUGAGCUGCAUGAGUCGAAUGACGAUGAGGGAGUCCCCGUUGGACAGACCGCCCAAGAGUCCGUGUCCCAAGCAUCGCCGCCAAGCGCGCAAUCGCCUCAAGGAUCGGAAGUUCAGCAAGCAACGAGUGAUCCGCUUGAGGCAGUCAAUCAAGCAGCAGGUAUCGGUCAGCCAGCACUCAGUCGUCCGCCAAGAGCUGGCCAUGGUUCAACAGCAGGAUAUCAAUUAUCGCCAAAUGCAGAUGCAUUGCUGGCGCCCCACUCGGCGAGGCACGCAUUGGCGGAUGAAGGGCCUUCGCAGCAUACGCCAAUCAUACCGACAGAGCUACCAACACUUGAGAUGCCUGCUGGUUACCCCGACACUGGCUCUCGGCCCGCUCUUGAGACUUUGGCCGUUGAAAGUGAAGUCGGAAGACCUCGAACGAGUGCCUCAGCAUCCUCCAAGUCUUCGUCAUCGCAGUCUAAGCGAAAAUCGACUGAAGGUCUGGAUCCACGUUACGGACAUUCUCCGAAGCGAUCCAAGACAGUCAAGAAUUCGCUGGUCGGGCCUCAGGUCACUGAAAGUGCAACCGCUGAUCACACCGGUGAGGAUGACCUCGUCGUGCAAGACGAGACUGAACUCGAAGAUCCCGAGUCUCGUCCCAAUGAGGUCUCCGAAUGGCCAGACGCUUGGCAAGUGGUCUGGAAGACCGUGAUCGCUCGCAAUGCUUCGAAGGCAAUCAUGGUAGAAUUUCGGGACUAUCUGCGCGCUGCGCGAAAGUUCAGGGUCGACAUCCUUGAACAAGUAGACGUCCCGCAGCGACCAGACAGUGACGACGCAACGACAUACGCUCGGCGAUGUAUGCACGCCAUUAAAAAGAGAGUGAACACAAGGCCGACCGUCGAGCAGGGAGCUUCUGUGCUUCCAAAUCCAGAGAAAAAUGCAGAGAACAAGGUAGAUGCCCAGGGAGGUGCCCAAGGAAGGGUCGACGGUGACGCUUCACUUGCCGGCGUUGAUGCCUCACUGGUCGAGGAAGAGCUCAGCGCCGUUCAGCGAAGGCUCGGUUUCCUACAGCCAAGAAGCCUGCUGCGACCAAGAAGCCGCAGUCUCCAGGGCACUUGGAAUUUCAACGGGACAGCUGGCUGCGGGGCUAGCGCUUUUGCUGGCCGGUGGGUGCAGUACAACCAACGCGGCGAGAUUAUCAACCGCAUCGUCUUGAAAGAUGUGCGCCAUCCGGAAACGUCAUGUGCCAACAGCGAGGCCAGCGAUAUGUGGGAGAACAUCGACCGAGAAAGACCGAGAGAGUAUUUCCUCCAGCAAAGACUCAACCGUUGUCCAGAGUCACAUAAUCUUGUCAAGUGCUACGCAUACAACGUCCAAGAGGAUCAUCGAAUGAUACGGCUCUACCUCGAGGACUGUCCGCAUGAAGACCUGGAGAGCGUCAUCAAACAGCAUGCUCACGUGCGAGACCAUGUCAGAGAUGCACAGGACCUCUCGCUCGACUACCGCAUUCCGCCGCCAGCGCUUUGGUCCAUCCUGGAGGCGAUGGUGUCGGCGGUAUGUUUCAUGACUUCGGGCUUGCUGCCAAUCCAUCCGGAAGGUGGCGGUACUUGGCAACCGAUCUUGCAUCGCGACAUCAAGCCGGCGAACAUCUUCCUCUCUAUCCCGCAUACCAGAAUCUGGCCUGGGAUAUCCAUGCCGAAAGUCGGCGAUUUUGGUCUCGCCGUGGAGAUCGUGUAUGGCGAAGCCCCGAGCCAAUCGGGAACUGACCUCUACAUGGCUCCGGAGCGACUGUCCGACGACAACGAAGAGUUCUUGAACGCGCUCGGCUCCCAGUUACGUUGCACCAGCAGCGAAAUCUGGUCGAUUGGACGGGUGAUGCACGACCUCAUGACCCUGCGCCGAUCGGAUCCGAAGAAGCCGAAUGCAAAGCAAAGCCUCAAGAGCUUUCCUCCUGAAGACGAACAGUAUUACAGCGAGGAGGAUCCAGCUCUGCUCAAGUUGGUGAAAAGCUGUCUGGUCGAGCACUACAUCAGUCGACCCGCUGCGGCCGCUCUCUGGGGCCAAAUACAGAGCAAGGUCGGCUCUUACCGUGAUUUCAGCCUGACCAAGCCGCCGAUGAAGACCGAGCAGCUGCCGGAGCAUGAGAAGCUGUGGUACAAGCAGGCUCAGAACGAUCUUUGGGUUCCGCAGAGAUGA